This is a messenger RNA of Oncorhynchus nerka (sockeye salmon), 630 nucleotides long. RefSeq lists its product as uncharacterized. The annotation marks the transcript as partial. The record is from RefSeq and is a predicted model, not a curated record. The transcript is spliced from 2 exons. Lineage: Eukaryota; Metazoa; Chordata; Actinopteri; Salmoniformes; Salmonidae.
AGUAGUAGUAGUAGUAGCAGUAGUAGUAGUAGUAUUAGUAGUAGUGAUGAUGGUAGUAGUAGUAGUAGUAGUAGUAUUAGUAGUAGUGAUGAUGGUAGUAGUAGUAGUAGUAGUAGUAUUAGUAGUAGUGAUGAUGGUAGUAGUAGUAGUAGUAGUAGUGAUGAUGGCAGUAGUAGUAGUAGUGAUGGCAGUAGUAGUAGUAGUGAUGAUGGUAGUAGUGAUAGUAGUAGUGAUGAUGGCAGUAGUAGUAGUAGUAGUGAUGAUGGCAGUAGUAGUAGUAGUAGUAGUAGUAGUAGUGAUGAUGGCAGUAGUAGUAAUAGUAGUAGUGAUGAUGGUAGUAGUGAUAGUAGUAAUGAUGAUGGUAGUAGUAGUAGUAGUAGUGAUGAUGGCAGUAGUAGUAGUAGUAGUAGUAGUAGUAGUAGUAGUGAUGAUGGUAGUAGUAGUAGUGAUGAUGGUAGUAGUAAUGAUGAUGAUGGUAGUAGUAGUAGUAGUAGUAGUAGUAGUAGUGAUAAUGGUAGUAGUAGUGAUGAUGGCAGUAGUAGUAGUAGUGAUAAUGGUAGUAGUAGUGAUGAUCGUAGUAGUAGUAGUAGUAGUAGUGAUAAUGGUAGUAGUAGUAAUGAUGAUGGUAGU